This is a messenger RNA of Polyodon spathula (Mississippi paddlefish), 978 nucleotides long. RefSeq lists its product as uncharacterized. The coding region runs from base 84 to 761 and encodes 225 amino acids. NCBI's taxonomy places the organism in Eukaryota, Metazoa, Chordata, Actinopteri, Acipenseriformes, Polyodontidae. The record is from RefSeq and is a predicted model, not a curated record. The transcript has 5 exons.
GGAAAAGUAAUUUUCUAUUUUUCUUUUAGAUCUUGUUUCCUCCGGAGGACCUGUACUGCAAGUGGCAGAAAGAGCGUCGGAUUAUGAAGGAAAAACGAAGAAAGAAGAUUUGUGAUGAGAUCCGCAAAGCGCGUGCCCUGCACCAGAGAGCAUGCGCUGCUGGCAAGCGGAAGAAGCCAGUGAAGAGUCCUGCUUCAGCUGCAAAGCAGAGCAGUGUUAAGAAGAGCAUGAAUGGCAGUGCAGACUCUCUGACUAUUUCAGGUGAUGGCAGAGGGCAGUUAGCUGUUAGUACCCAGCCAAGCUCUUUCCCACUGGAUCUCUCUGUGAAGACUUUUGAUGACAACCCACCUGCUUCCCCGGUGCCCAUGUUCCCCCUGUCCUUGUAUGACCUGGAAAGCCCUGUCUGGCCAGACAGCACUCCAACACAUGAACCUCUCGAUGACCUGUUCAUGACACCCGUGUGCACUGGCAGAAGUGAAAUAGAAUCUACUGUGGAAAGGCAUCUCGGCGCUCCGACCACUGCAGUCAAGCAGCCAGUAAUAGAUUGGGAUCCACUGGGAUUUUGGAAUGAGGAGGAGGAGCAGCAGUUUAUUUGUGUCCCUCAGCAGCCAAUGACUGCCCUUGCAGUGGAGAGAGGCGGUCCCUCAGCCACGCGUAUUGGCCCUCUCAACAAGAUGUCAGCUCCAGGGCCACUGCAGAGUCACACAGAGCAAUGGAAAGAAAAAACCUGUGAAUGUUGGGAGGCAGCUCUAUCCCAUUGAAUAUGGAAGCCAGCAGGAGAACAGUGUGCCCAUUGAGGACCUGUUCCUCUUCAAGCUUUAAAUGCACUUGCUAUUAAGAAAUGAAACCGUUUGUCAAAGACUGUAAUGGUGUCUGCUUUAUUAUUUUUUUUUUGUUUGUUUUUUUUAAAUGGUGUUUCAGUUAUUAUGCCAUGUGGAUGUUUUUGAAUGAAGGCACAUUAACCAUUAAAUCUUCUGA